UCAAUUAUAUAUUAUAUUAUAAAUUCAAUUGAAAAGAAUGCCAACAUCAAAAAAAUCAGACUACUACAAUCGUCCGAAACCAUCGGUCCAAGAACUCAAGUUGAACAUUAAUUCCUCGACUAGUUCGCGCCAAGAAUCAUUAAAGAAAUAUGCAGCGUCUCCGAAACCUAUAAAACGAUCAAUGAAUACAAAAUAUGAAAUAUGUGAAUCAAUACAAAAUCUAUCCAAAGUCGAGCCCACUGAAGCCGUUGCCGAUAAAUGUUAUGACGAUAUAAAACCAUUAAUUACUGUACCGACUAUCGAGCUACGUUUAUCUGAGCCGGAGUCGUCCAGUUCAACUCCACAGCCAAAACAACGCGGCUACGACCUUACUAGUUCCACCAACUCACAUUUUAAAGGUUUGAUUAUAGCAGGUCCAAAGAAAUUCAAACGCACAUGCUCGAGUGCAUCUACGUCAUCCAAGCCAAAAAUCAGCUCGUCUAGCUUACAAACAACAACAGCUCCAGCGAAGGUAUCGGAUGAAAAGCAGGUCACGUCACAGGAAAUGAUCGAUUCACAACAUAAGGAGUCGGGCGCCAAACGCAAGAUUUUUCGCGGUCCUGAAUGGAAGAAACCGUGUCCAGAAAGCGUUGUGGCCGGUGCACCAAAGCCCUUUGUCGGUACUUGCCCACUGAAUUUCCAGGAGUUUGCCAAAUUAUCACGUGUACGACAAAAAUUUUUUCUUACACAAGACCCACGAAAGAAGUAUUGCUUGGUUAACCCACAGGCUUUGCGUACGAACGCAUUUUCGGAAAAGCGUGAAUUUAAAAUAUUAACGAAUUCAGUUAAAUAUGGAGACAAUCUUUGCGGCGAGACACAAUCGCAUUCCUCAGAGUCUUUUGUUUGCGAAGAAAUCGAUUUGGAGAACCCAAUGCAACUAGAUUUCCAGGGCCUUGACUACAAAAAUACUUAUCAAGCAGACGAACAGGAUACACAAAACCAGAGUCUUUAUCGAAGCAUAGUGCGGUACAUGGAGAGGCGUGGCGUCAAGCAGGAGAUCGAGAAAAGUGUCGAAGCAGAGCUUCUGCAUGAACGUUUGGCAGUGCCAGAAUGUUUUGCGGUGCAAGAUCGUACUAUACAAGAGAAGGAGCCAAGCAGUGAGCCGCCGGUACCGUUUUGCAAAUUAUUUCGUGCAGCAGAUAAGCCCUACAAUCAAGAGAAAAUAGCAGAAGAAAGACGUAACCGUCAUGACCGUUACAAGACACUUUAUUUACGUCGCAAAAAGCUAGCUGAACAAAAGGAAAGUGCUAGAAAGCAGCAAGAUAAAGUUGAUGAGGAGCUCAAACCUACAAUGCUCGCGAAUAAAAAUUUCACGGAAGUUGUAAAUAGUAUAAAUGCAGCAUGUCAUCCCGAUAUUAAAAUAGAAGGUCUGUUGCGUGAACCGGAGAAGCCAAAACAAUGUUUUCCACAUACAAUGCGCGAAACUAAGCAAUUUAAAAAGAAUCUGAAAACGGAGAAUCGUAUCAAACGUGACAAUGCGCUUGUUAAGAAGGAAUAUGUUUUGCAAAAUCUCGGUAAGCUGAAAGAUUACCCUGAGGCAAAACUUGAUAUAAGCAGCGAUACACCGAAACACAGCGUUGAAAGUCCGGAACUCAGCGAACAGUCCAGCGAUGACGAGGAUGCUAUUGAUGUGGGCAAACAUGGCAGCAACUACAAGCUGCGUGGCUUUCACUUUAAGUUGGGCGAGAGCUUGCGUGGCAAGCAACAUCAAACCGAGAAGACCGGAGGUGCACGAAAAGAAAAGACGUGCAAGACCCGUGAACAAUGGUUGGCAGAGUUGGUUCCAAAGAAGGAAGCUAUAAUGUUGGAUAUCGAGGAAGGCAUACCGAAACUACGUAGUCCCGACGACCCGCUACUUAAAAUUUGUAUGCCCAAAUUUGAAUAUAAGUUACCGCAAAUAAAGAGUAGUGCAGUACGUGAGUACAUCGAGAAACGGCUGGGACGUCACUAUGAACGUGAUUUGCGUAAGAAGUUUAGAAUGGUACGACCGCGUCUUGAGUACCCACUUAAGAAGUUCAAUUUAAUACGUUUUCUCUUCGAUGAUAAUAUCCAAGACUUGAGUAAUGUUAAAUUACACAAAGCAGAGAAAUAUGAUGAAACUGAUUUAAUGAAAAUGAACACCACACUGGAGUACAUGGCGGCCAAAGAGAAUAUCAAAAAGAAAAUGAAGGCGCAAAUGAAACAGAAGCGUCUCAAAUUACUGGGUAUACCUUGUUACGAGGUGAAAAGGUCGAGUCUGCAAACCAAAUGUGAACAAUCGGAUACGGAUACAGAUCCAGAAUGGGUACCGGAACCAGAACCUGAGUUAGUUGACCAGAAAGAGGAGAAUGAGCGCGCAAAAUUUGCCAAAAGCGUUGGACUACCGAUGCCCAUGCGCGGCAAUAUGCCUGCUCCCAAAUAUCGAGAAACUACAUUACGGAGACAUCCCAGAAAGCCACGUGACUACCUAAAGGAACGCGUGCCUUCGGUGCUUUUCGAUCAUACUGUUGCAGAAGUGCACAAACCGCAUUUGCUAAAACUUAGCCCAGAUGAAAUAUAUUUCAACAAUUUACGCGAAGUGAAAAAAAGUAAAUAUUCAAAAUUGUUUGAAACCCGACACCACCAUGAUCAUGGAAAUUAUAUGCAACAAAAACCAGUGGACGUACACUAUCAGCCGAAACUCGUAAAAGCGAAAGUCACGAAGGCCAAAAGAAAAGAAGAUCAAGUUGUUAUGGAAAAAUUUCGUAUGGCACAACCCCCAUGUAAUGAAUUCGUUGAAAUGGAUCUGUCUUUACCCAAAGCGGAUACAAAAGCAUUGCUUGAAAAACUGCAAAAUUCGAGAAAACAGGUUACUGCCGACAAGGGUUUGGGCAGCAAGGAUUUGUGCCAGCAACGCGAUUUCUAUUAUCAUAGUCGGCCGCACGAAAAUCUCGAAACACUCGAUUAUCCGGGACACAAGGAAUAUUUGGAUUUUUUGCAUGAGGUGCGCAAAGCACUCUAUGAAUCCAAAGUGAAUGAGGAUGAGGGUCAGAAGAUUGCUGUUGAUCGUGAUGAAAUAAUACAAGAGAUAGAAGAGGAUUUGAAAAGUAUUGAAACGUGCCUGACUUCGCUCAGCAGCUCGGUGUGUACGAAUCUAACGAACGAUAGUGGUAGCUUUUUGCUGAUGGAAGGAAAAACGAAAAUUCCACUCGAUUAUAUAAGAAAAUCCGUGGUGCCAUUCGAAGCAAUUAAUCGAUGUCGAUUCAAGUUGGAGCCGCUCGAUAUGGAAACUGAGGAAAAUAAUCCUUUCAAGGUGAUGCCAUUUGCGGGGCAGCACAAAGCGCAACUGGAGCUUAGCACAGCCAAAGACAGCUUUUUCACAUUCAACACACGUCUACAAAAUGGUAUGCGUUUACGUCUCGAGGUGCCGGUCGAAGAUGUGCGACAGAAACUUAUUGGACGCGCACGAUUUAAGUAUCGCAGUGUAGUAACGACAGAUAUCGAUGAAAACUACGUGGACGAAUUGAAAAAUCGACCGCCAGUGAAGAUGUUCAGUUUUAAAAGCGGCAUGUCAUUUAUUAAAGAUGCAUUGCGUUUGAAAUUCGAGUCCAUGCUCAUACAAGGUCAAAUAGUGCGUACGAAGAUCUACGAUCGCUUAAACGAGCAUCAUUGGGAGCGUAUGUUGCGUUUGAAGACACUUUAUGAGAAACUAUUCACAAAGUGGGAGAAACGUGAAUAUGAAGCAGCCAUGUCGGUAGUGCAUAAGGUUAAAUCCUAUUACGAUCGUACAGAUGCUUUAAGGCGUGAAUUUCGUGAAUUGGAACGCCAACAAAUUAUUUUGAAUAUGGACAUAGUUUUCGUUGAGGGUCAUUGGAUACGCCGUAUUAUGCUACAGAACUUCCACUAUUUACUUGGUGAUUCGGAAUGGCGUUACGAGAACGAUUGGAUACACCGUAUCGAACAAGCAACACAGCCAAGCACUGAGUGUGAUGAAGAAGAGGAAGGCGAGGAGGAAGAAGAGGCUGGUGAAAGGCGAUGUGAAAAGGUGUCAAUUGAAUUAGAGAACUUCGAAGAGUCCAUCGCAAAACGAAGCAUAGUGAAUAUUCGAAAGCGUGACAAAGACAACGCAUGGGCAAUUAAGGCUUUCUACGAGAAUGUAUACCUACAGAAUUUGCAUCCUAUACUGAUUGUGUUUCCCAAUGCGGAGAGUUUCAUGCUAGGCAUAGAUAAUUUGAAAACUAAAACCUUUGUGCUACUACUCGAAAUGCAUUUCACUUUGUCCAUACACUCCGAAUUGCAGAGUCGGCUGGAGACUUUCCAGGAAUGGUGUUUAGAGGAUUUGCGUGAAAAGCAAGCGUAUGUUUCGCGUAAAUGUGCAAAAUUGUAUUUUAUGUCCGACCGUGCAGCCGAUAUGAAGAAACGUUCAUUGGAAUUUUUGGUGCAGCCCAUUGAGGAGUCAUUCAACGACGAGACUUUUAUCAAACAUCGAGCAAUUAUUGCGGAGGUGUGGCGUGGAGUUGUGCCGGGAAACAUGCGUAGCGCUAGUGGUGAAGAUCUCGAGUCGUUGGAGAUGGUCGCCAUGAUUUCAGAGGUUGUGUUGGAAUUGAUAUCUACACUCGAUUACAUACCAGUGGACGAGAGUCGACGCAUUGAAGCUCAACUUCGUCGGCGUUAUGCAUAUGAUCGUAAAAUCUCCCGGCAAGCUUAUCAGGUGGAGAAACGCAUUGAGAGUGAAAUGAAGAAGGUUCGACACAAUUUGGAACCGCCAUAUGUCAAACCGAAGCGUGAAGGUAAAUUGACGCGCAUCUUUAUUAAGAAAAAGCAAAAGAAGGAUGUUUUGAAGGAGCAACGCGUUUCCGAGCAUACCAAAUUCUUUUUCCGUGCUUUCCAUGACGAGGGCGAUGUUAUGCAAUUGCAAGAUGCCCGCGAUAGUAUUUUUGUAAUGGACACUAUUCAGGAGCAAAUUGUUCCUUUCUAUUUCGACCAUUUCCUUAAGCUGAAUGGCUAUACACCGAAUUACAAUUUUAAAACUAAUAUUGAAUUACGUGAUGGAUCUGAGGUUUCACGCGUUGCGUUUCCCUCAUUGUUGCCAGAAGUUUUGGAACGAUUGGAUAAGUGGGAAGCCGCACGAAAACGCACCAUGGAGGACAAUAUACAACGCAAUCCAAAAAUGUACGUAGAUGUUCAAUUUUGAAAUGUUGGCAUUCACUUGUUAUAUAUGUAAAAAAAAACACAAUACAUAUAUUUUAUAAAAUUUAAAUUUCUGAAAAAUAUGAAACCGUUUGCAAAAAUAAACUUAGCCCUCAUAUAAUAGUGGCCCA
Molecule: messenger RNA, 5318 nt
Organism: Anastrepha ludens (Mexican fruit fly)
Lineage: Eukaryota; Metazoa; Arthropoda; Insecta; Diptera; Tephritidae
Exons: 3
Coding region: 38-5191 (1717 amino acids)
Source: RefSeq, a predicted model, not a curated record